GCGCAUGAGAGUGCUUUCUGGAAAUAGAUCCACAUUUUCAUCCGCGUUAGUGUACGCAGGGGAAGAGGGGAAAAAUAAACGUAGUUUUACAGCAGCGUAAUUGGACAAAAUACACCUCAGUGAGUUUUAGAUUUGAAUUAUUUCUCUCGCCUUCCGCGAUUGGGCAAAUGCAACAUCAUCGCACGUGGACACUGCUAAGCCGAUUCACUUACCUGCUCCCAGAAAUCAAAAGCGAUGUCAACUCUGCCGGACUACGUGGCACAGUAAGACAUGUACAGAAGCUCCGCCCCCUUAGCUUAUCAUUCAUUGCCACAGAAAGGUUUUUCCGUAGGUGUAGAGUGCAUGGAAACAAUUUUUUUUUGUCCUCAUAAAUAACGACGGCAGCGCCGUUGUCACGUCACGUUCUGCAACAUUUCUGUACCGUGGCCGUUGGAAGCAUCGGCCAGAGUCGUGCGUAAGGAACUUCCCACACCUGCGACUUUUCACAGCUCGUUCCUCUGAUUCCUGGAGAGCAAAGUGUUUGCCCGACAAGAGGCGUCAGAUGAGCUUCGAAGUCCUGCGUCUGCACGCCAACCAAGAAGCGCACGCCUUGGACACGCAACUCAUCGAUAACCAUGCGGCGUCGAACGCUAAAGAACUCUUCCUCACCAAUUGCAUCCUUGCCGACCCGGACGAUCUGUACCGAAGCGUACGCUCGUGCUCGGAACUCCAGGCCUUACGGUGCGUCGCAUCCACACUCAGGCCUUGCGAUCUGCUCACGUUGAUGUUGAAAAGGCUUCCGCAUCUCAUGGAAGUCGAGUUGUCGCUCGUGUCCGAAACGGGCGUGGCCUGGGAGACAGGGAACAUGGAAGAGAUCGCGUCGCAGAACCCGGACGCCAAGGCUUACAACCUGUGCCUCAUGUACGUGGAAAUCGGCGGCACCCAAAACUUACAGCUCCUCAAGGUGCUUCUGAACUUCUGCCCGAACCUGACCAGGUUGCACGUGCACUUUGUAAGCGGAAACUUGGGCAAGGCGAUCGCCGAGUGCCGCUGUAUCCUCGAAGCGCGCCCCCGUUUGAAAACGUUCACGUUCUCGUCCGAAAUGACGCCGACUUCCAUUGAAUUUCGACCAGUGGGGCCACUUGGUUUCUCCAGUUAUGCUAACUUCUGCGCCAACGUCACCUACCAGAGGUCCCCCAAAUCCUGGAGCUGCGCUCAACUCCGCGACGUGGCACACAACUGGAAAGAAGGCCGCACCCUGCCGACGCAGCUUGUCCUGGUCGCCAUUGACGACGAAGACCUCAUGGUGGAAUGGAUUCGUAUGGCCUGCCACAGGCACAUCUGGACCUUCGUCCGCCAUCUCUGUCUCCUGAAGUUCCCGGCAGAACUCUCGAGCGCGAACAAGCAAACGGGAGCUGGCGCCACGUAUCACGACACUCUACGCCACUUCUUCUCGACUGCCGCCAAGAACGUCGUCGAGCUUAACGUGAGCUCGUUUCACUUCGGCCCCGACCUCGACCUGACGCAACUUUUCCUGCGAGAUGCGUUGAAGUUCCUACAGUCGCUCUCCGUGUCACCCUGCGGUCUUAGCCACCCGUUAGCGCUGAAGCGUCUGGCACAGAGCUGCCCCGGCAUUGAAGACCUGGACUUGCGUGUGGACAGACGGGGCGGCUUGAUCUGGUGUUCCAUCUGCGAGAGCGAGUUCCGCUUCGAAGCCGAACAGAUGCGGCUCUUUUGGCGUACUGGCCCCUACUCACGUAAUCAGAGACAACUGGCUAGACUGACCCUUUGCGACUUGCCGAAGCUGGCCUCUCUGCAGUUUCUCGAGCUGCUGCAAUGUCACUACACUGCGUCUGUCCAACUGUCUCAGUCCGCUGCACGCGGACUACAUGAGUUUGGGCCGGUUGCUCGCUAGAAACGGCGAGCUGCGCUUCUUGUUGCUUCGGGACGACGCUCUGCCGCUCGGCGAAACGUCUUUGCUGGCUAACCUGUCCCUCAUCGACAGCCUGGAGUACCUGUGCCUUCUCUCGGCGAAGCCAGUUUCGAAUCACGUGGCCUGCAAGUUUGUGCUAGAGCUCGCUGACAAGCUGUCGCAGCUGGAGUGCCUGCACGUCCACUACCGGGUCGCCGAAGACGCACCCGAGCAGCGAGUCACGUGGAUUCGACGAGAGGGCGCUGCGAGCGGCGGCGAUGCCGGUUCUGUCUUGAUUCGAAACUGCGCAUGCGUCCUGUGCUCCACCGCAACGUUCAUAGGGCUCGUCAAGCCGCGUAAUCGUGAUAUCCGGGUAGGCCUGUAAAAAGAAAGCGGGCAGGACACUGUUUUUUUGUUCAAAGUUUCUCCUUUUGUAUCGUAUCGUACAACCGCCCGAUUCUUGGCCCAUCGACCUUUGUGGGCACGUCACGUGUGCCGAGGUUUAAAGGAGCAUCAUCAGCGUCAUCGACAAGCGCUCUCUUUGUAAGGCUCUAUGUUGGUUUUAUUAUAGUGUUAUAUUGACCUAUUCAAAAUGUAUCAUUACUGUUUCUUUUUAGACUAUGACUAUUUUGCUCACUUUUACCAGAUUUGACCGUGCCGGAUUGAGUCAACAGGUCACAAUGCGUCACUCGGAUGCCGGUUAGGCUAUCGAAUUCCUUAAUCGUCGAAGGAAUGUCCAGUGAAGAGGCAAGAAGUGAAGCGUGCGUUUUCCUCGUGUGCUGACUAUGGACGCGUGCCGCGGAGUGACCGGCUCUUUCUGCACCCCUGCUUUAUUUGAUUUACAGUACCUACAUCCCGCACUAUCUUUUGUCCAAGCUAGCCAGGAUGUUGAAGUGCAUAUUGACGCCGACGAGCACUGUCUUUUUCGCCUGAUCCCGGGACGUUGCGCCCAACUUAACAAAUCUCAUUUGUGUGCAUCUCGAGUUCUGGCUUGACGGGCUGUCGUUUUUCUUGAGAGUACUGUAUAAUCAGGGCUUGUUGUUUUCAACGCUCUUAUUGUUUUAUGUACUUGCGUCGUAACCUCUCAUCGACUUCCUUUUAUCCUGAUGCCGAGUAGCAGACCAGAGGAGUCAAGCUCAGGCCGACGUCAUUGCCAUUUUUUUUUAGCUUUAGUUUUUUACGUGGGACUGUUGCCUAGCGGUGACACACCAGAAAAUUAUUUUUUUUUUCUUGCCGAGUUUCAGUUAAAAGCACGGAGUGUCUGGCUAAAUGUCUAAGGCCAACGCUAGAUCGUGGGCAGCAAGCGUCAUUUACCGGAUUUGGGCGGGAACAGAGGAUGACGAAGUUUGGCACGCGAUUGUUGUUGUUGUUACCUCAAAAAGGGGAUUGUUCUUUCCGCAACCUAA
Molecule: messenger RNA, 3297 nt
Organism: Dermacentor silvarum
Lineage: Eukaryota; Metazoa; Arthropoda; Arachnida; Ixodida; Ixodidae
Exons: 2
Coding region: 542-1894 (450 amino acids)
Source: RefSeq, a predicted model, not a curated record